AUGAUACAUGGACCGUGCGGUGAACUAAAUAUGAAUUCACCAUGUAUGAUUGAUGAAAAGUGUUCGAAACGAUACCCAAGGCAAUUUACUUCAGAUACAAUAACGGGCAAUGACGGAUAUCCGUUGUAUCGACGUAGAUUACCUAAUGAUAAUGGCAAAACGGCCACCAUUAGAAUGCAUAACCAGGAAGUUGAAGUUGAUAAUCGUUGGGUGGUUCCGUAUUGUCCAUUAUUAUCGAAAAUAUUCAACGCUCAUAUAAAUGUGGAAUAUUGUAAUUCUGUCAAAUCCAUUAAAUAUAUUUGCAAGUAUGUAAAUAAAGGGAGCGAUAUGGCUAUUUUCGGAGUUGCUGAUGAGAAUAGAUAUGAUGAAAUUACUCAGUAUCAAAUGAGUCGCUAUAUUAGUAGCAAUGAAGCUGUCUGGAGGAUUAUGUCGUUUCCAAUGCACGAAAGAUAUCCUGCGGUUAUUCACGUGGCUGUACAUCUUGAGAAUGACCAACGUGUUUAUUUUAAUGUAGCAAAUUUAUUGGAAAUAGCAGCGCAACCACCAGCAACUACGUUAACAGCUUUUUUUAAAUUAUGCGAAACUGAUACAUUUGCGAUAACUUUGUUAUAUUUUGAAGUGCCUCAGUAUUACACAUGGAAUGUGUCUCCGAAAAAAUUUCAAAGACGUAAACAAGGAACAGCAGUUCAUGCGCAUCCUGGCAUUUUCCAAACAGAUGCAAUUGGCAGAAUAUAUACAGUACAUCCAAACAAUGUUGAGUGUUUUUAUUUGAGAUUGUUAUUAGUUAACGUGAAUGGCCUAAAAUCAUUUCAAGAAUUUAGAACAGUCAACGGUCAUUUGUGUGAAACAUACCGUGAAUCAUGCCAACUUUUGCAUUUGUUGAAGGAUGACGCUCAUUGCGAUUCAACAAUUCAUGAUGCAUCUAUUUGGGCUCAUCCUCAACAAAUACGAAUGCUGUUUGCCGUUAUAUUAUCAACAUGUAUGCCAUCAAAUCCACUUGAAUUAUGGAACAAAUAUAAACAUAAUAUUGCAGAAGAUAUUUUAAUUCGUAUGCGUCAUCAUGCAAGAAAUCCUGAUUUGUUGAUAACUUUGGAAAUGUACAACGAAGCCUUGAUAAUAAUUGAAGAUAGGUGUCUACGGAUUGCAAAUAAAACAUUAGUACAAUUGGGUAUGACCGUACCAAAUCGUGACAUGCAUGAUCUGUUUGAUCGUGAAUUGCAACGUGAGCAGGAAUUCAAUUCUAAUGAUUUGCGUUUAUUUGUACAAUCGAAUAUAACCAAAAUGAAUAUUCAGCAAAAACAUGUCUAUGACACAAUCAUGCAAGCCAUUUCCAAUAAUGCAG
Messenger RNA from Bactrocera neohumeralis, 1342 nucleotides. RefSeq lists its product as uncharacterized. The transcript has a single exon. The annotation marks the transcript as partial. Lineage: Eukaryota; Metazoa; Arthropoda; Insecta; Diptera; Tephritidae. The record is from RefSeq and is a predicted model, not a curated record.